AUGCCGCCGUUUCAGUUCAGAGGUAAUUCGAAUUAUCGAGGCUCGCGUCCGAACCCUAGACACGAGUUCAGUUUCCGAUAUCGACCACCUCCCACGGCAGACCGACCACUGUUGUCCCGAAAGAGAGAAACCACGCCCGAACAGCUUCAAGGGGAAAAUGAGACCAAUGCGCCACCAAAGUUCGCUUCGUUGAACGAGGUGAGUGCGAUGAGUGAUAGUGAGGAGGCUGAGAUGGACACGUCCGACUCCGACUCCGACAACGAGCGACCACGAAAGAGACGCGCGCUGGGUCUUCACGAAUCCCAAGAGAAAGCGCCAGUGCCCCCACCUGCUCCUCCCGCCACCAAGUGGUCGAACCCAGAUCCUUACACCGCACUGCCCCCACCAAGCGAACAGACGAAUAAAGGAUUCGACGUUGUCAAGUUGAUCCGGAAGGCCAGACUUGACAACGCAGCAAAGACUACCCAGACCGACGCGGUGAAAGAGAACUCGGACUUUAUUUCUCUAGGCCCAAUGGAGCCAGAACCAGAGAACAACGCCCCAGAGAAUGCACCCAAGGGACCACGAGGUCACGAUUCCGUAGACUCGGGUCCUGGAAACCGCAAAAGAACUCGCGAAGAUGAGCUCAAGGGCUUCUCUCGAAAGGGUGGCAAGCCUGCAAGCAGGUACAACUUUGAUGGCUCAGUUAUCGAUGAGUGGAAAUCGCGGUCUCCGGAGACGGGCACGCCUUGGUUUGAAUCCACUCCUCCUUCCUUGCACAUAGGAUCUCAGCUGCAUGACGAAAUCCUCAGUUUCUACAACUGGGCCAAGCCACAAGAGUUUGAGAACAUUGUGCGCAAGGACCUUGUUGAGCGCUUGAAUACUGUAUUCAAGAACAGAUACCCCGGUGUUGAAAUCCAUGCUUUCGGUUCAUUUGCCUCCGGGCUCUAUCUGCCUACCGCAGAUAUUGACUUGGUCUUAUUGUCUAAUUCAUUUAGACGUACAGGAGUUCGGAAUUUUGGAGAGAGGAAAGGACAAAUCUAUGCCUUUUCAGGCUUCCUCAAGGGCACAAACAUCGCUGUCCCCAACUCCAUUGAGUGCAUUGCGCAUGCCCGUGUGCCCAUCCUCAAGUUCAUUGACAAGCUGACCGGACUGCGUGUUGAUAUGUCUUUUGAUAACAACAGCGGGCUGAUCGCCAACGAGACCUUCCAGCAAUGGAAAGCACAAUUCCCUUCCAUGCCCAUCAUUUUAUCGGUGAUCAAGCAAUUUUUGUUGAUCCGUGGUCUAAACGAAGUCCCGACUGGUGGGCUGGGAGGCUUUUCUAUCACCUGUUUGGUCACAAGUCUUCUCCAGCACAUGCCUCAGGGAAACCUGAAGCCUAACCUAGGAAGCAUUCUCAUGGAUUUCUUCGAUUUCUACGGAAAGUACUUCCAAUACGACCGUGUCGCUAUUCGCAUGAAUCCCCCAGGGUUCUUCAACAAGAUUUACUUUGGAAGCGCUGAUCGUCUUACCAUCGAAGACCCAAACAACCCUGACAACGAUAUCUCUGGUGGAACACGGGAGAUCAAUUUGAUCCUUCGUACCUUCGCUGGUGCUCACACAACCCUCAAGAACCGCAUGGAAUACCUUGCACUAGUCCAGGGACCCAACAAGACUAUUCUCGGUCCCAUCAUCGCGGCUAACUUCGAAGAAUACAUUGAACAGCGCAAUCAACUUCGCCGAGUCUUCAUGUCGGAAAGUCGGUUCGCCAAGUACAAGAUCCCUCCGCCGCCACCAGAGCCAUAUCCUCUUGAUGGGGCCUACUCUCCCCCACCGCUGCCAGCUGGUCCGCCACCCCCAGGCCCGCCUCCACCUCCAGCACAGAGGCCCAUCAAGGCCGCGAAAUCGAAGCUGAAGGGCACGAUCUCGGAGCCCGAGAACAUUUCUUCCGACGAAUCAUCCAGCGAGACAAAGUCGAAUAGAUCCCGAAAGGGUGAAAUGCGUCGACAAGUGUGUCGUGAGCGCGCUGCCAGGAUCAAACGCCUCAGACCCGAUCUCACGAAACUUCCCGCCUCUCUGAGUGUCAAUCAAGCUCUUCGGCACGCCGGCUAUGCGAACGAUGCGCAGAUGGAACACGACCUGGCUUUCAGAGAACAGCAACAAGCUGCAAACUAG
Messenger RNA from Penicillium olsonii, 2133 nucleotides. The record is from the annotation of a GenBank genome assembly. NCBI's taxonomy places the organism in Eukaryota, Fungi, Ascomycota, Eurotiomycetes, Eurotiales, Aspergillaceae.